This is a messenger RNA of Oncorhynchus masou masou (cherry salmon), 4169 nucleotides long. RefSeq names its product RIMS-binding protein 2-like. The record is from RefSeq and is a predicted model, not a curated record. Gene Ontology annotation, biological process: neuromuscular synaptic transmission. The transcript has 4 exons. The coding region runs from base 2096 to 2659 and encodes 187 amino acids. Gene Ontology annotation, molecular function: protein binding. NCBI's taxonomy places the organism in Eukaryota, Metazoa, Chordata, Actinopteri, Salmoniformes, Salmonidae.
UGAGAAAACCAGUCAGUAUCUGGUGUGACCACCAUUUGCCUCAUGCAGCGCAAGACAUCUCUUUCGCAUAGAGUUGAUCAGGCUGUUGAUUGUGGCCUGUGGAAUGUUGACCCACUCCUCUUCAAUGGCUGUGCAAAGUUGCUGGAUAUUUGCGGGAAUUGGAACAAGCUGUCGGGGUUCUUGCUUUGGAAAUAUAUUGAAUUCUGCUUAUAUCAUGCUAUACCACAAUAAACACAAAGUUCAAAUGCAGAGACUUCGAGACCAUUAAUUGAGUGCUUUUGAAUUGACAGGUUGGCGCAAAAUCGCUGCUGCGCUGUAUCAGCACAAUGGACAGCGCCCUGUACACUAAGCAAGGCCUUUUUGGUAAUGGAUAUAGGCUGCAAUUCACCUAUUACAAACAGCCUAUGUGAAUGCACCUGUACACACAGCUGUCUUACCAAAAUAAUGCAAAUUAAAGUAUAGCCUAGUUAUUCAUGCAUGCUAACGAAAAUACUGAAUAGCAGUUUGGCUUAGAAUACCAACACAACUGCAAAUGCCAACGAAUGAAUGUGAACAGAACAAAACAGAAGUACCAAGUAGGCCUAGUUGACUAAAUGUUUAUUCGAGGCAUGAAACAAUCUAUAUUUAGGCUAGUUACAUUAACAGUAAACAAACACAGUAAACAAAAGGCAAAUGGAGAUCCAAAUAACCAAAACAUAGCCUACAGCCUACUACAGUGAGAUGCAGCCAUGCACAGCUGUCUUGCCAAACAAAUGGAUCAUGGAAAACCAUGCUGCUCAUGAGUACAGCAACACCUUCUGAUAUGGAACAAUACACUUCUGUUGAUCAAAUUCGACCUGUGUAAUCAAUUAAGGAAUGUCAGCCUACCAUAAAUACAUUUCCAAUAUUUACAGUUCCAUUUACAACCAAGAAAACAAAUACGCUACCAAAAAAAUCCUUAUUUCAAUGAGGAAACAUACCGAUAUGUUCUUGCAUUGGAAUUAUAUUGAAUUCUGCUGCUGCUCUUCGCUCUCCUUCUCAUUUUGGCUUUGUUUGGUUACUUUGGCGAAGCCAGUUUCUGAUAUCCAUCAUGGCAGAGGCAGAUUAGCUGGUGCGAGCUAACUAAUAGGCUAAGGCUUAUAACACAAAUGCUUUUUACAGCUAGGCAGAGUUGUGUGAAGCAGCUUCAAUGGUGAACUUGACCUCGGCCUUAUAAAUCAAAAUGAAUAUUACAGAUGGAAGCGUAUCAUGUUAUUCACUUAGCCUACCAUGGAUGAGAAGUGUUUUUUCCCACUUUUUAUGAAAACCCAUAGGAUUUUGCAGAACCCCAGUGUUUUUCCAUAGCCCUUCUACACACACUGCAAUGCGCUCUGUCCAUUGUGCUGACACAGCACAGCAGAGAUACAGAUUUUGCAGCAACCUGUCACUCAUCAUUAGAAUUAUUUUGCUGUUUUUAUAUAGGGACAUAAAACUAAAACUGAGGGGGCACAAGUUUCAACUGAGGGGGCUAAGCCCCCUUUUCCCCCCUCGUGGAGCCAGACCCGCAUACGUUCACUUUAUAGUAUCUCAUUGACCACCCAUUUGUAGCUGACUGAAAAAAUGAUAUCUGCAUGUUCUCUUUUUAAUUUUUUUAAAUUUUAUUUAACUAGGCAAGUCAGUUAAGAACAAAUUCUUAUUUACAAUGACGGCCUACACCAGCCAAACCUUAGUAGUGCUAUACACUAUCAUCUUUCAUUUAAACUUCCCCCAACAAUGCACAUCUUUAGCGCAUGCAAAGCUGAGCAUUCUUCUCUUGCUACUACACUUCUACAGAUAGACUGUGUCCCACAGGUAGAGAGGGUUGGGACGAGAAUGUUAUCCACUUUCCUCAAAGAGGAUUACAGCCUCAGGCAGCUUAGCUUCAUAAAGGGUGAGGGUAAGGAGAGCCCUGUUGUCUCCAGCAGCCAUCUGUCUGCCCAGUGUAGAGCUGAGAGGGGUUGCUCUCAUUGAAGUGAACAGGGACUUCAGAAACUCUUGGAGGACAGUGGAAGUUGAUAAAAAUGCUUCUUUAUUGUUAAAACCAACACAUUCGGGCCCUUAACUAUCAUCAGGGUUGCUCUCACUCACAUAAGAGCUGAUGGAUGGGAUGCUAGGAGUGGAUGUGUUUCUUUACCCUGAUGGACUGAGAAUUGCUACACCAGAGGAUAUUAGGCAAUGGGAGCUGGAGACCGCCAGCCAGGUGUCCAGCCAGGUGUCUCAGGAACCCCCCGUCCGACUCUUUGUGGCUCUUUUCCCAUACAACCCUGCUGCGAUGUCCCCAAACCCUGAGACCGCUGCGGAGGAGCUCCCUUUUGUGCCAGGACAGAUCAUCAAGGUGUUUGGAGAUAAAGACGAUGAUGGUUUCUACCACGGGGAGUCUGGUGGUCUGUCUGGUGUCGUGCCUAGUAACAUGGUAUCUGAGAUCCCAGUGGAUGAUGACUACCUCAAGCAUCAGCUCAUGCAGCAGGGUUUCCUGCCUGUCGACCACACAGAUCCCAGUGAGGAGUCCAGCGUGCUAGAUGACUUGGUGGUCCGCCGGAUGGUGGCCAUCUUUGAGUAUGACCCUUGGGAAAGUUCCCCCAACAUGGACAGCGACGGGGACCUUCAUGGGCUGAGAGGUCUGGUGCCAUCCAACUACCUGGAACCACUACCAUGGGAAUAGGAUUAACAAGGAGCAUCCGAUACAUGAGAUUAUGCCAAGAAUCAGAAUCAGAUACAAUGAACAAAAAAACUAUUUCAAGGAUAUCUGAAGGGAUAUUACUGUGUCAAAGAUCAAGAUUUUGUCAUGUUUUUUUCUUCUGCAUAAGUACAUGUGACCACAGAAAUCUCCUCGAGGAUUUGUAAUGAUCAUGGAAUAGGGGUUUUAUGAACCGUGUGCAGGCUAUCAUGCACAGUAACGCAGUAGACAGAUUCUGCUCUGUCCAAAUAAAUCCUAUGAACUACAAACCUUUUGUUGGACAUUUUAAGGUGCAGUAAGAUUGGCCAAAAUAAUGACAUCAUGGUUAUAGUAUUACAUAAUGCUUUGUCAACAGCUAGGGUAUUGUAGCCUUAAAAAUAUGAUUUUUAUUCUCACUUUGCUGAUGGGGAUGUAUGUUGUAGUUAUGCCUAUAUUUGCCUUACUACAUCUUUCGGUUUAGGAAAUAUCCAUGCACAUUUUAUAGUGAAGGCUGUGAGAAAUCUUUCCUGUUAGAGAUAUUAUUUUCUUCCUUAGUAGUAUGCACAAUUUUUUUAUUUUUUAUUUUGGUAAAUACCAACUGAGAUUCUGAUUGGAACAUUGAUCACGUUGAAUGAAGAUAUCUAUGCAGAAUUUAGCAGUACUAUUAAACUGUUCAUUUUCUGAAAAUCUGUUUCGUACACUUGUUCCUCAUGUUAGUGGGUUUAGAAUUAUACAGCGCAGGAUCUUCAUCAAAACCAGAUGCUGAACACUGAAACAAUUUUAACUGUACAACCACUUUUACUAUAAACUGCACUGUGAUUGUUAUACCAAUAUCUACAAUAGUAGAAUGACCAUAAACCACAGAAAGCAAGAAAAACAAUUCAUUGAUUUUCAUUAGUACAAUAUUGCAAUCAAAUCUACUUUUAUUUGAGAAACAUGACUGAAUAGUUAAUGGGAACUUAACAUUUAUUCAUAGGACUGCAUUUCUAGAACAAAAAUGUAAUACAACUUAAAAAUAGACCAUGGUCUCCAAGCUUUUCAGAAUCGUUCAUUGAUGUCAAUGGAGUCCUUGUAGUAUUUUCCUCCGUAGCCAACAGUACAGUCAUCCAUAAAGUAGGAAACACUACACUGUGCAGAGGAGUUUAGUAGUACUCUCUACUUUAUGGAUGACUGCACUGUACAUCAGUAUCUUCUCGUUGCUGUGGCAGCUUCGUGUUUGGUUCUGCUCAGAACCCCUCCUCAGUCCAAUCCGUAGAGCAAAUUCAAAACAGGAACUAACUAAAUCGUCACAAAAACGUGAUGUUUUUUUGUGUAAUACAUUGCUGAUGUGUAACAAAAUGAUCUCAUAAUUUAUAAAAGUGUACUAAAAUCGUCUCAAACAGUAGAACCAAUAAAAUGUUACAAUAUAUUACUGCCACCAUACAGUAAACCUCUCAUAUGUUUUAUACAAAAUAAAAUUCAAUGAAUAUAUCUCAGUCAGUAUAUCACACGGUCUUACCAUCUUUCUCUCCUCUAU